This is a messenger RNA of Neltuma alba, 1813 nucleotides long. RefSeq lists its product as uncharacterized. The transcript has 5 exons. NCBI's taxonomy places the organism in Eukaryota, Viridiplantae, Streptophyta, Magnoliopsida, Fabales, Fabaceae. The record is from RefSeq and is a predicted model, not a curated record. The coding region runs from base 430 to 1461 and encodes 343 amino acids. Gene Ontology annotation, cellular component: membrane. Gene Ontology annotation, biological process: Golgi vesicle transport.
AAGGAUGAGGGCAAAGACAGGAAUAGGAUAGGAUUGACCAUUGCCUUGGCGGCAUUUGAGAAACGACGCCGCAGCAACCUGACAUGAAAUGAUCAUUGCGCAUGCGGAUGUACUUGCAUUCCAUGGUUCAGCCCGGAGAAAAGUUCGUUGACUGCAAUCACCAAAAAUAAUCGGGAGAGACAAAUUUAUAUAUUUGAUUUGGUUGGCCGCUGUAACGUUCGUGUUACCUUGCUCCUAAUCACAUCUUACAACAACCGUAUCCUCCUCCUGCAACUAAUUCGAACUCUUCCCACGGCUGUAUCGUUCAUUUUCAUCUGCGUGUUGAGUUUGAUAGGAUAUUGCAGCCAAUAUUUUCCCGGCAAGGGUUUUUGGUACUGGAUUUCUUCUUUUUGCCGUUUAUUACCGUUCGAGCCAACCCCUUGUUUUCUAAUGGCGUCGAGUUUCGAUCGAUGGGAAAAAGAUCCUUUCUUUGCGGCGGCUGAAGAGGUUCAGGAAUCUGCAGACAGGAUGGAAUCUACUUAUCGGACAUGGACGCACGCCAAAGAUGAUGCUUCCAAUAGGUGGGACUCUGAGGAACUUCGCCGAGAUCUGCAAACUUCCCUCGGCACUGCAAAAUGGCAGCUAGAGGAAUUUGAGCGGGCAGUUAGUACAAGUUAUGGCAAAAGUUCAAGUGAUGAGGCACGGAAUAGGCACCAAGAUUUUAUUGCUGCCAUUCAGGAAAAAGUUAGAAAAGUUGAGCAGUCGUUGCAGGAAUCCAUUGUCUCAGAUGGCAAGGCAUUGCUACCUUGGGUGCGUCUGAAUGAAGGUGAAAGGAAUGAGCUUGCAUUAUUUCUUUCAGGAAUGCCAGCUAAUGAAGGCAAAACCCCUAGAAAAGAUAAAGUUAGGGACAGUGAAUGUCAACAAUUAUGUGAUAAAGAUUCGGAUAGUAUUUCAAAAAAUCUACUUUCUUCUGAAUGGAAUCCCUUGGAAACAAAGGAAGAGAGUUCGCAUGGGCAUCGUAGGAUAGCCAGUGCUAGUGCCGAUUUUAGUUCAUGGAAGAUUGCAGUGUCUGAUGAUGUCCAACCAUAUAGUUCUUCCAACAGAUCUUUUGGUCCUGUGCAUAAGGUUCCCAGUUUUUCAGGAUUUUUUAAUUCCAUGGAAUCUGUUUCUAAGAUCAAGUGGCCAAAGAAUGCAUUUAGAAAACUGAAAGCAGCGGAUAAUAACCAAGGAGCCCAUAGUGCAUUGCUGCCAUCGUCAGAAUUGAACAGGCAGGGCAUCAGUGUGUGCUAUGAAAGAAGUAAGAGUUACCUUGAUAGUUAUGAUAAGUGCUAUGACAAGCAAUUAUAUGGGUGGUAUGGGGCUAUACAAAGACAGCUUCAAAGGUCCCAGUACCUAAUGCAAUACAGUCGACCUGUUCUAAUACUUUUCUGGAUGGUUCUUUCCCUUAGCUUGAUUGUUUUAGUUGCAUUCCGUGCAGUUUAGAGAGAAGAUUUGGUCCAUUUGGGUACAUCUUCAAUCAGUUUGUAAUUGGCGGCAGCAUGGAGGAUAACGAGUCUGUUAGUACCAGUCCAUAUAAUCCAUGGUGAGAGAGAGGUUCUCUGAUUCUCACGCCAAGAGGGUCAAUAUUCAUUAAAAUUCGUUUCAACUGCUUUGAGAUUAGUGUGCAGAAUUACUACCUCACCAUUUCAUCCUGAUUUUGUUGCAUUUCUUCGCUUUCUUUUCUCUCUAAUUUCUGAGGUGUCCACGAAUAUAGUUUUCUGUUGUACUAUCGUAGGAUAGAGAUGACAUAUUGGCGUGCUACAUGUUGCAAUUGUAAUGCUUUGGAACGAUUCCC